This is a messenger RNA of Anopheles coluzzii, 9885 nucleotides long. RefSeq lists its product as uncharacterized. Gene Ontology annotation, cellular component: nucleus. The transcript has 3 exons. NCBI's taxonomy places the organism in Eukaryota, Metazoa, Arthropoda, Insecta, Diptera, Culicidae. Gene Ontology annotation, biological process: regulation of transcription by RNA polymerase II. The record is from RefSeq and is a predicted model, not a curated record. Gene Ontology annotation, molecular function: RNA polymerase II cis-regulatory region sequence-specific DNA binding; DNA-binding transcription factor activity, RNA polymerase II-specific. The coding region runs from base 1413 to 7439 and encodes 2008 amino acids.
AUGCGCCCAUCUGUGCGGUGUCGGGUGAGAUGGCGUUGUGCACCAGGAAAAAUCUAACAAGGCCAACCACACCGUAAAAGCCAUCGGUAACGUGUGUGUAUAUAUGUAUGUGUGUGUGAGUGAGGGAUGAAGAGAAGAAGGGGGAGCGGUAUGGUGCAUUGUGCGACGCGAAGUUUUACUAAACGAAAGACACCGAAGAAGGAAGAAAGCAAAAGAACGGCCCAAAGAAGUGAAGGCAAAACAGCGUGAAAGGGAAAGAAAGAAGCGAAAGAAAGCCCAGUGUGCGCUUGUGUUAGAGCGAGACGGCGCACUCAUCCAGCACGACUGCUGCUUCGCUGUGUGUUGUGUGAACACAGGGGUAGUGGUUGCGGGUUGUGCUUCGCGGAAGAAGAGCUGAAGAAGUGUGCAAAAACACAAAACGGGCCCAUAAACACACACACAAACACAGCCGUUUCAUAGCCGUUCCCGGAUCAAAGCAACAGUGUGCGGAGUGUACAGGAGACGGCCACCGUCGCCGGCUCCUACCCUGCCACUCGCCCCGCACCAAUAAACAACAGGAGAAACAAAUGCCCUUUUGCGUGUGUGUGUGUGUGUGUGACUCCGUGGUCCAUGAAACGGGGGAGAAGAGCAUCACAAAGAAGAAGCAGAAGCAAAAGAAAGAGGCAAAAGUCAACCCGUUUGUGUAGUGCAGAAAGCUGUUUUCCGAAAACGUAGAGAAGCGCGCCCUGUCUUUUUCUCUCUUUCUCGCUCUCUCUUUUCCUCUCCCGUAUGGUUGUGUGUAUGUGUGUGUGUGUGUGUUGCGUUGUUCGCCAUCAUACAUUUUCCAUCCAAACACAACAUCCCUUCCGCCAUCUGCAUUGAAGCAACAACGAAGCGUAGAGGGAAGCGAGGAGAUAAACAAAACCCAUCAAACGGAUUCCCUUUCCUGUGUGUGCGUGUGUGCGCGUGCGAGUGAGAGAGUGCAUGUGUGUGUGUGUGUGUGUGUGUGUGUGUGUGUGUGUGUGUGUGUGUGUGUGUGUGUGUGUGUGUGUGUGUGUGUGUGUGUGUGUGUGUGUGUGUGUGUGUGUGUGUGUGUGUGUGUGUGUGUGUGUGUGUGUACAUGACCAUACGCAAGCCACACUGCCUGCCGCUGCGUAGGUCUCUCUCCCUGUCUGGUUUUGGUCCGUUUCGCCGCGAAACUCUGACAGGCAGAGAGCAGUGAGGGGGGCAGGCUGUGGAACGGUUUUAAUGGCGGCUACACGUUGACAUAGGCACACGCGCGCGGCGAGGCAGUAUAGUAUUAGGAGGAAGCAACCGACAGACGACAGCGUUAGCGUCAUCGCGCAACCGUCCAUUCCGUCCAGCGGGGUAGCAUUGAGUGGUAUUAGUAUUUACCACACGCGCGCGCACACACACAGACAGCAGCAUCUCCGAUGCCAACGCACUCUUACGCCGGCCACCACGGUAUGGCGACCUUAAACUACAGAACGCCCUCGGCGGCGCCAGCACCCGCGAACGGUGUUGGGUCGAUCCACCAGCAGCACCAACACCACCAGCAGCAUCAUAACCAUCACAGCAGCAGCAGCAGCAGCAACCACUACCACCACCUUCACCGGCCGCAGCAGCAUCUUCAUCAUCAUCCUGCUGCGUCCGGUGUGCCGAAAAGUAGCAUGCUGUCGAUGUACAGCGGACUGACCAUGAACAUUCCUCCCACCGGUGCCGGGGCGGCGGCAGGUGGUUAUCUGCACCAACAGCAGCAGCAUCAUCAUCAACCGCAGCCACCGUCGUAUGCGCCUCCAUCUGCCCCAACAACAACAACAACAACAAUGGGGCAACAACCGACGGUCGUCCCGCCAGCGCCAGCAAUGGUUGAGGAGGAGGAGGAUGAUUUUUUGAGCGAAAUUACGAUCCAGUUUGAUGACGAGGUGCAAACACUGUACGUAGGUCCGGUGGAAAUUAUUGACGGUAAAGGUGGCGGCGGCGGCGGAGCGACUGAACCGACGAAGAAAGCAUCGCCACCGCCACCACAGCCGCCUGCAGCAACACCGGCGAGUGGCCGUUCGCGGGAACGCUUGCAGGAGGAGCGAGCGAUCGUCACACUCGAACCCGUUGGCGGCAGAACGAAAAGCCAACCAUUACCGAUGUACCUGCAGCAGCAACAACAGCAGCAUCAGCUGCAACAACAGCUGCAGCAUCAAUUGCAGCAGCAGCAGCAGCAACAGCAGCAGCAACAACAACACAAGCAGAAUCAACUGUUGCAGAAGCAGAAGCUGAAGCAGAACAAGCUAAAGCAGCAGAAGCAGCAGCUGCGCCAACAGGAGCUCCAGUUGCAGCAGCAGAAACAGAAAGAGCUACAGCUGCAGCAGCAGAAGCAGCAGGAGCUGCAGCGCCAACAGCAACAGAAGCAGCAGGAGCUGCAGCGCCAGCAGGAGCUGCAGCGCCAGCAGGAGCUACAGCGCCAGCAGAAACAGCACGAGCAGCAGCAGCAGCGCCAGAAACAGCAGGAACUGCAACGGCAGCAACAGAAGCAGGAAUUGAAACGACAGCAGCAGCAGCAGCAACAGCAGGACGAGCUGCGGCAGCAGCGGUACAAUCAGCAGAUGAUGCUGAAGAAGCAGGCGCUGCAGCAGCAGAUCAAUCUCCUGAGCGACCAGAACCUGCUACCGAACGGCUUGAAGGCGUUUCACGAUAUACAGCUUCAGUUGAACGCGCAGCGUCUUCAACAGCAACAGCAGCAGCAGCAGCAAAAGCAGUCCCAGCCACAGUCGAAACCACUGCCGCCACCACCACCACCACCACCAUCAACACAUCAACCACCCGCGUACGUGAACAAUCAGCAGCUCAUCCAGGAGUUGCAUCAGCAGCAGCAGCUGGCACUGCAAUUCCAGCAGCUGCGUCAUCUUCAGAACAGUAUGUUCCCGUCCACGCUGCCGGAAUCUCACGCACCGCUGCCAGCGUCCGGGGCGGCGCAACCGGUGCUACCAUGGCCCAAGGUGUGCGUAAAACAGGCGCCGAUGCUUAACUUUGUACGACACAACGGCUCGCCCAGUGGUGGCAGCAGCAGCAGCAGUAGCAGCAGCAGUACUAGCAGUGGCUACUCGUCCAGCAGUAGGGAUGCCGGUGUGGUGGGAAGCACGAAACGACCACCGGCAGCAACCCCGUUGCCGGUGGAGCGAAAAGCGCCGCAGAAGCAGCUGGAGGCGGCAGCAUCGCACCCGGUGCCGACGCCGCGCCCUGUCCAGAUGACCGAAACGGGACCGCUCGGUGAUGUGGCGCCGGCCACGGUACUGCAAUCGCUACCGACACCGGUACAAACGGCCACCGUGCGGGCGGCAGUCGAAGCUCCCAAGGCACAACCGCCACGACCGCCACCGCCGGUCGAAACGAUCGAACAGCAACAACCGACCGAGCUACUGCUGACACGACUCAAGCAAGAGCCUUUGUCCGAGGAAGUGGACGAGCAGGUGCAGGAGACGGAGAAAGGGGAGAAUGUUCCGGUGCCGGAACAGCCGAUCGUGACAACACCGUUCGUAGCGCCACCGGUAGCAUCAUCUCCGCGGCCACCAACACCCACACCGUCAGCCACAUCGCCGCCUCCCCUCGUCGACACCAAACCAACCAUCAUCAUCAUGCCCGAAGUGAACGUGUUUGAACCUGCUACAGCACCGGCGGCGGUGGCGGCAGUUCCCAUCGCUGCGCUGGAAACAAGCGUGCUGUCUGCUGUUGCCGCUGCUGCGUCAAUGACAGCGACCGCCACGGACGAGGGUGUGACGGCGGUGAAUGACGCAGUUGCUGUUUCACCGGUUGAAGCUGCUGAAGCUGCAGCAAAUGGCGUCGACGUAGCGGCGGCGGCUGCUGCCGCCGCUAUCGUUGCCCUUGGUGAGCGGGAGCGAAGCAAGGAUGAUGAAAUUCAGCAAGCCAUGACGAAUGGCGAUGAUGGUGGAGCGGUUGAUGUUGCUGCUGCUGCUGCUGCUGAGGCUGGCACGCAACAGACAACCGUGGAGGAACAGACGACGGAGGAGCAGCGGAAGGAGGCGGUGUGUUCACCCGCAUUGCCCGGGCAUGUGGCUGCGACUGUCGCCCCUAAACCUCUAAAACAACUGCAGCUAGCGCAAGCACCGCCUGUUGUGAAACGUGGCCGCGGACGGCCUCCGAAAUCAUCAUAUCAGAAAUCUCUUCCCUCGACCCCAACGGCAGCUCCUUCCAAACUUGUUCAAACGACACAUUCGACGGGACGUAAAAGUGGAAAAACUACACUUGCAAACAACAGCAAUGAAGGGAUGGAACCUUCAAUUGCAACCACAACCGAUGCGUUGGCAAGCAGCAAUAGUAGUGAGCCACCAGGGGUAAAGGAAUUAGUAGUCCUACCGCAGGCUGCAAAGGUGAAAGUGGAACAUCGAGCACAAACAGCGGCUACUGAAGAAAGCGAAUCCGCAAGAACCGAACUCGUAAGCUCCUCCUCCCCCUCUCUACCUAUCUCGACCGAGCCCGCUGCAGUGGCUGCAAUGUGUGAAAAGGAACCGACAGUAAGCGACAAACCUUCCCAGCCCGAUGCUACGAAUGGUAGCGACGAACCUGCCCACACGGUGGCGCAAUCUGGCGAGCUGAAAAAGACUUCAAAGAAGAAAGGAUACAUAUCAGUGGCGAGCCUUUUCGCGCCCGUAAAGACUGCACGCAAGGAGCAGCAGGCACCACAGCAGACUCCAAAACAGGAACCCCCGGUGGAGGAGAGCAAUGAUGAGUCGGCAGCAGCACCUGUUGUGGGGAGUGAAACGACUGAAUCUGCAUCGAACGACCAACACCAACAACUACCAACGAAUGUAGCUGAAGUGAGUGCGAGCGUUGCCGAGGACGUAGCUGAAAAUAAGACUGAGCAAAGCGUAUCAUCACCACAACCCGCGGUCGAUACGGCACACGAUGAUAUGGUGGAAGUGAACGGGCUUAGCAACUUACCGGAAGCGACCAAAGUGCAGCCGGUUGUGCUUCCGGCGGAAGUGCCGAAAGAGAGCGGCCGGGAGGGCAGCGUUGCUAGUGGCGACAAUGGGGAGUCUUGCGCUUCGUCCUCAUCCACAGAAGAAGCGGUCGGCGUAGCGAUAGAGGUGACGAAACAGUCGACCGCCGGGCCGGUGGGUGUGGACACGCUGAAAGAAUCUUCCCCUGCCAGUGACAGCGGUAUCGAAUCGGUGAACGAAUCUGGCACGCCGGCAGCUAGCAGCAGUGUGCCGAAAAGGCCCCGGGGACGCCCAAAGUCCACCGUGAGCUUUGCGGGUGCGUCAGCCAAGGAAGACAAACCGUCCCAGCAGCCGGAUCAGGCAAAGCUGCAGCAGCAGCAGCAACAGCCGCUGGUUAAGGAGGAAAAAGAGCUGAAACCACGCCCUGCCCGACGCAAAUCCAUCCACAAUGCUAGCCUCGCCAGCGAGAAGGAAGACGGUGCAGAAGAGGAGGAAUCGGCGGUGGUAGCGACGCCGGCUCGAACCGCCGGGAAGCGGGCAGUGCGUACCGCGCGCAAACCGUCCGUCAAAGCGAAGGAAGCGGCCGAAUCGGCGGAGGUCGAACAGCAGGCUGCUGCAGAGGCGGUGGCGGUUGCGGUGGCAACGUCGGCAGGUGGCGAGGCCGGAACAAAGUGUAGUAAGUGUGAGCUGUGCUUCAAGACUGAGCUGUGGUACAGGAAGCAUCUAAUCAACGUUCACGGCAUGGAGCCGGAGGAGGUAACACGAUUGUUGUUGGCGGAGGGUAGCAGUGAGAGCAAAGGUUCGUCGCCUGCUGUUUCAGAAGUGGCAGCAGCAGCGCCAGAACCAGCGAUACUUACGAACGGUGGCGAUGAGACAACGAAGCAAGUGUCGACCGUCGGUGAAACGGUGGAAGCAGCUGCUGCCGUUGCCGACGAAAGCUUACAAAACGGGCACAGCGACGAAGUGGCGCAAACGACGAACAUUUCACCAGUGGCCGCAGUUCCUUCCAAGCUUGCUCAAACGUCACCGUCGACGGGACGAAAAAGGAAAUCAACGCCCUACCAUGAAGAGGAGGAACCUUCUAUUCCAACCUCAACCGAUGCGUUGGCAGGCAGCAAUAACAGUGAGCCCGUACUGCCCGUAAAGGAAUUAGUAGUCCUACCGCCGGCUGCCAAGGUGAAAGUGGAACAUCGGGCACAAAAAGCGACCACCGAGGAGACCGAAUCUCCCCCGACCGAGCUUGCCCCGGGGCAGCAGCUCGCGAAGCGGCGCAAAUCGAGCAUUACGCCCAUCGCCACCGAAGCAACGAAGCAGGAGAAGCCCGACCCGGACGAUCCGGACAAGCUGACGCCGUUCGAAAGCGCCAAGGUGACCGUGCUCGAGUCGGAGAUGACGGGCGAAACGCACUACACGUGCACGAUCUGUGGCGGCCAGUUCACGGGGAAGGCCACGAUCAAGGAGCAUCUCGACACGGUGCACGCGGCCAUCAAGCGCCGGUCGUGCGAGUACUGCGGCCGCACCUUCCUGCAGACGGGCGAUCUGACGCGGCACGUGCGCAUCCACACGGGCCAGCGGCCGUUCAAGUGUCCGGUGGUGGAGUGCAGCUUCGCCUUCAUCUCGUCCGGCGAUCUGCACAAGCACGUGCGGCGCCACAACCAGCAGCCGAUGCCGAAGCCGCACGUGUGCGACCAGUGCGGCAAAGACUUUGAGCGCUCGUACGAUCUGAAGCGGCACAAGACGAUGCACGCGAAGAGCGAGCCCGACUUCAAGGGCAUUACGUGCGGGGUGUGCGGGAAGGUGUUUGCCCGGCGCGACCAGUUCCGGGCGCACACGUACCGGCACAUCGGCUAUCGGCCGUACCAGUGCGAGAUCUGUGGCAAAUCGUUUACCGAUCCGAGCAACUACUCCAAGCACGCCCGGCUGCACGAGAUGGACGGGGUGGAGGUGGUGUGCAACUUCUGCAACCGGCCGUUCAAGAACAAGAGCGCCAUCUCGAAGCACAUCUUUCACUGUCAGCAGAAGAUGGCCGGUGCUGCACCGAACAACAAGGGCGAAAAACGGGAUGGUGCUUCGAAAAAGGGAGCCAGCAAGGAGGGAGGAGGCAAGAAAAGUCGCCGCGUUGGUGUGGCGAUCGGGUACGGCAAGGAUGGUGGUGCUAGUGGUGGGGGGAUGAUGGUUAAACCGAAGCAGGAAAAGGCGGCCGACGAGUCCGAGCAGCCGGUGGUGGCGAUGGAAACGUCGCACGGAGGCGCGGCUAUGAACGGUGCACGCACAAAGCAGGCGGCGAAGAAGAAGCACAAGCGGCGACGUAUGCGAACGCCUUCCUCAACCGAGGAGGAGGACGAUGAGGGCGAUGAGCAGGAGGAGAUGGAUGAUGACGACGACGACAGCGGGGACGAUUUUCGACCCGACACAUCCGAGCUGGCCAGCUUGGGCGUGACGGUGAAGCGGGAACGGCGCAGCAGAAAGAGUGGUGGCGUUGCAGUAGCGGCUGCCACGGAGGCGUAAGGCGGAGAGAACAAGGUGUUUAUAAACCCCACGUGUGCGCGAUGCUUAAGGUUUUAGUAGGAGGAGGAGAAUGGGAGGAGUGUUCAGUACUUCCAGUUGCUGUUUUUUUUCAACGCUCAACUCACAGUAGGCGACGAAGAACAUUGGGGAUAAUCGUGUGUACAUGGUCCAACCAGCUUGUUUGGGGCUGGAAAGUUUAUGAUAAGCAAUAAUGACAUACAUACCGUGUGUAUGUGUGUGAUAGAGAUAUUAUAUACAUACAGAGAGAGAGAGAGAGAGAGAAAAGGUGGUCUGCAUUUUCGCUGCAUUAGUAGAGGUAGCGUGCCAAACGGUACUGUGAGAGGUCUUCGUAUAUUCGAUUUAAUUGAAAUACUAUACUGCAAGGGAACUGUGAAUGUGGAAAACAAUUAGAAUUGAGAAGAGAAAGUGAGAGAUAGAGAUAGAGAUAGAGAGAGUCCCAUACCUUUUUGUGUGGGACUAUAUUUUACACUUACACCUACUUAAAAGUGGUCUUAGCCUGGUAGGAUAGGAGAACCUAGAGGGACCUCCCACAGAUUUGUGGAGAAUCUUGAAUUAUCAUCGUCAUUAUCAAGCAAAGUUAAAACAAGUAGAAGACAGAGAGAGAAAGAAAAAGGGUUCGUCGCUUACACUCUUUCCAUUUUUAAAUGCGACUGUAUUUUUAAUGCGUUUACAAUGGAGGGGUGUUUUCUUAAACACUAAACCGUGCAGCUAAAGCGCGCGCUCGCUCUCGCUUUCGACAAGGACAAUGGCAUACGAAGCAAAAUUAAAGCUACUAGUUCCCAGUCGGGCGGAAGAAAGGUUCCACGUUUCGAUGAUGCAAGCGCCAAUAUAUCUCUCCAUAGUGUUGCAACUUUAUUCGAUCGAUUCUCUUAACUUAUUCUACCCACAGCAGCAACACCAACAACACAAAUGGCAAACAGAUUCGCCUCUCCACCAAGCAAGCUCCCCGUUUUGCGUUAAUGUACUAUUUUCUCUAAGCGCUUUUAGUUUGUAAGGUAUGCAGCAGCAUUAUGAGUAGUUUUUUUUUCUUCAUUUAAUUUCUUUUUUGUACGUACGCCCUAGAAUUUGAUAAGUUAAUUUGUAACAUAUACAUAUACUUGCCCGCGAGACCGCCGCAGCACACCUGUUUUGUUCCCUGUCACACUGUUCCAACCAGUGUCUUAUUUUUCUCUCUCUGGCUCGCAUUUCGUGUUUCGCAUUUAGUUUAAAAUGAAGAUCCCAGAACAAACACACACACAUGUACAGGAGAAAGGAGUAGUGAAGCAAGCACAAAAGCGAAUUGUUUGCCGAAAGCAGUUUUUUUGCUCUAGUGAUAAGCAUGAAAAGACAACAAAACAAAUACGGUUUUUUUUUAAACAUUCCGGACAGUUUUUUAGGUAACACAGACACAGCAUUUCUUCUUGAAUUCUUGAACUUUUUGGGAUAAAUAAUGCCACUUUGAAAAGAUCAAGCGACGAGCGCCGCGCGCGUGUGUGUGUGCUAUUUACUUGUGUCCAUAAAAGUAUUCCAUUUUGCAUUUUCCCCUUUAUUGAUCUAUUGAAACUAAAAAGGGCAGCAGCAGCAGAAGCAGCAGUGCAAAGCAAACAAAAAAACACAAAUCAAAGGUCUUUUGUGUGUGUGUGUGUGUGUUGUGGCGGAAUACAUUUUCUUUUCGAUGGUGUUGUGGUUGUCGUAACGGGCCAGAAAUACAUUUCCAUAUGCGUUUUUGCUUAUGCUUGGUGUAACAAAGAGCCCCAGGUGUAAGAUAAAUGGCGAAAAGCGAUAACAAUGAUAGUGUGUGUGUAUUCCUUUUGUUUUGCGUUAGCACAGUAACAACAACAACAACAAAAAAGACAGAUAUUAUUUGAUUUAUAUAUUGCUGACAAUAUUAUAAUACAUAUAUUAUUAUUAUUCCAAACUUUUUUUUCCCUUCCUCCCUAAUAUUUUUUUGGCUUAGUGUGUGAACUCUUGAACCGAAGGGUAGGGAAGGAAGGAAAAAAGAGAGAGAGAGAGAGAGAGAAAGAGAGAAAAACGCCUACAAUGAUAGCAUUCCCGAAAUAUACAAGUAAGCAAAUACACAAAAACAUUUUGGAACAAAACAAACGGGGUGGAGAAAAAAAACAUAAUCAAACGUGUAAGAUUUUUGGAGUGGUAUUUUGUGUGGAAAGAUAUGAUCCUAAACAAUCCCCCAAACAGAGUGUGAUUAAAGUAUUUUGAGAGAGGGAACUUUAAAAUUAAACGAUUUUGCCACUCGCGUGGACUAUUUUGGAGUUGAGACGGGAAAGGGUGAAAGAAAGUUAUUUGUAAAAAAAGGGAAAGAAUCGCAGGCAACGAAGGAAAAAGACACACUUUUUUUGUAUUUAAAAGGAACGCCGACGGAAAACCAACAAAUAAAAUGUAGCCAACGGUCACUAAUAUAUGGGGUCCGUUAUUAUUUUUUUCUAAA